ACAUGGCGCUGAGGGGCCGCCCUGCGGGAAGAUGAAUAAGGGCUGGCUGGAGCUGGAGAGCGACCCUGGCCUCUUCACCCUCCUGGAGGAAGAUUUUGGUGUCAAAGGGGUGCAAGUGGAGGAGAUCUAUGACCUGCAGAGCAAGUGCCAGGGCCCCGUGUAUGGAUUCAUUUUCCUGUUCAAAUGGAUCGAAGAGCACCGGUCCCGUCGCAAGGUCUCUACCUUGGUGGAUGAUACAUCUGUGAUUGAUGACGAUAUUGUGAAUAAUAUGUUCUUUGCCCACCAGCUCAUCCCCAAUUCUUGCGCCACUCAUGCCCUGCUAAGCGUGCUCUUGAACUGCAGCAAUGUGGACCUGGGGCCCACUCUGAGUCGAAUGAAGGACUUCACCAAAGGCUUCAGCCCUGAGAGCAAAGGAUAUGCGAUUGGCAAUGCCCCGGAGUUGGCCAAGGCCCAUAAUAGCCAUGCCAGGCCUGAGCCACGCCACCUCCCAGAGAAGCAGAACGGCCUUAGCGCAGUGCGGACCAUGGAGGCAUUCCACUUUGUCAGUUAUGUGCCUAUCACAGGCCGGCUUUUUGAGCUGGAUGGGCUCAAGGUCUACCCCAUUGACCAUGGGCCCUGGGGGGAGGAUGAAGAGUGGACAGACAAAGCUCGGGGGGUCAUCAUGGAUAUUGGCCUCGCCACUGCAGGGGAGCCCUACCAUGACAUCCGCUUCAACCUGAUGGCAGUGGUGCCUGACUGCAGGAUCAAGUAUGAGGCUAGGCUGCAUCUGCUGAAGGUGAACCGUCAGACAGUACUGGAGGCCCUGCAGCAGUUGAUCAGGGUAACACAACCAGAGCUGAUUCAGACCCACAAGUCUCAAGAGUCACAGCUGCCUGAGGAGUCUAAACCAGCCAGUGGCAAGUCCCCUGUGGCCCUGGAGGCAAGCAGGGCCCCAGUGACCUCUGACAGCAUUCACACAGACGGUGUGGAGGAGGUGGCUGGUUCGUGCCCACAACCCUUGACCCACAGUCCUCCCAGCAAACCCAAGCUGGUGGUGAAACCUUCAGGGAGCAACCUCAGUGGUGUUCCCUGCAACCCCACUCCCAUUGUCCAGCGGCUGCCAGCUUUUCUGGACAAUCACAACUAUGCCAAGUCCCCCAUGCAGGAGGAGGAAGACCUGGCAGCAGGUGUGGGCCGCAGCCGAGUUUCAGUCCGCCCACCCCAGCAGUACUCAGACGACGAGGAUGACUGUGAGGAUGAUGAGGAGGAUGAUGUGCAGAGCACCAACUCCGCCAUCAGGUACAAGUGAAAGGGGCCAGGGAAGUCAGGGUCAUUGAGUGGCUCCGGGGAUGGGCAGUUGUCGGUGCUGCAGCCCAACACAAUCAACGUUUUGGCCGAGAAGCUAGAGUCCCAGAAAGACAUCUCGAUUCCCCUGUCCAUCAAGACCAGCAGCGGUGCUGGGAGUCCAGCUGUGGCGGUGCCCACGCACUCGCAGCCCUCACCCAUCCCCAGCAACGAGAGCACAGACACAGCGUCCGAGAUCGGCAGUGCUUUCAACUUACCGCUGUGCUCGCCCAUCUGCUUGGCCAACCCCACACGGUCCUCCAGCCCUGUCACCUCCCACAUCUCCAAGGUGCUUUUUGGAGAGGAUGAUAGUCUGCUGCGUGUUGACUGUAUACGCUACAAUCGUGCUGUACGUGACCUGGGUCCUAUAAUCAGCACAGGUUUGCUGCACUUGGCUGAGGAUGGUGUGCUGAGUCCCCUGACACUGACAGAGGGUGGGAAGGGUUCCUCGCCCUCCAUCAGACCAACCCAGGGCAGCCAGGGGUCCAGCAGCCCAGAGGAGAAGGAGGUGGUGGAAGCUGUAGAUGGCAGAGAGAAGUCUGGGCUGGCCAGGCCUGGUGAGCCCUUGAAUGGAGAGAAGUACUCACCCAAGGAGCUGCUGGCACUGUUGAAGUGUGUAGAGGCCGAGAUUGCCAACUAUGAGGCCUGCCUCAAGGAAGAAGUGGAGAAGAGAAAGAAGUUCAAGAUUGACGACCAGAUAAGGACCCACAACUAUGACGAGUUCAUCUGCACAUUCAUCUCCAUGCUAGCUCAGGAAGGCAUGCUGGCCAACCUGGUGGAGCAGAACAUCGUGCGGUGGCGUCAAGGGGUCAGCAUUGGCCGGCUCCACAAACAGCGGAAGCCUGAUCGGCGGAAACGCUCACGUUCCUACAAAGCCAAGCGCCAAUGAGGACUGCUGGCCCCAUCUCUGCAGCCUGCUCUUGCCUUGUGGCCCUCACCAGGGCCCCUUCCCUGCCCCACAGUCCCCUUCCCAGUAUUACUGAAUAUUUCCAGCCAGAUAGCCCAGACCCUGGAAAUGCAAGCCAGGCCAGGAUUCCCUGCAUUGCACCCCUGGGCCUGGUAGGGC
Messenger RNA from Molossus molossus (Pallas's mastiff bat), 2389 nucleotides. RefSeq names its product ubiquitin carboxyl-terminal hydrolase BAP1-like. The record is from RefSeq and is a predicted model, not a curated record. Gene Ontology annotation, biological process: ubiquitin-dependent protein catabolic process; protein deubiquitination. Gene Ontology annotation, molecular function: cysteine-type deubiquitinase activity. NCBI's taxonomy places the organism in Eukaryota, Metazoa, Chordata, Mammalia, Chiroptera, Molossidae. Gene Ontology annotation, cellular component: cytoplasm.